AUGUCUAAUAUCUCCUUCCUCCUCCCACCUUUUCUGUCCUGCCUGGCAUCACCCCACAUCACUGGACCCCACCCCUUGUGUUGUAUUUUCCAGAGCACCCGUCUCCCCUGCCAAGACCAGCACUUUGCAGGGGGCCAGGAGUAUAAUUGCCCCCAUUCCACCUCAACGUCAGCAUCCAGUGUUGACGUUUCCAGGGAAACUUGGGUCUCUUUUUGGGCUGCUGGUCUCCUGGACAACAGAGAGCAGCAACAAGAGCCAUGGGCACAGGAACAAUGCAAUGAUUUGGAGUUUUUGGUCCAUGAGGAUUCUGCCGGGGGAGGGAAUCAGCUAUCUUCACAACUCUACAGAAACAAGCAGCUCCAAGAUACCCUGAUGCAGAAGGAGGAAGAACUUGCUAGGUUACAUGAAGAGAACAAUAACCUCAGACAAUACCUGAAUUCGGCUUUGGUGAAAUGUCUUGAGCAGAGAGCCAAGAAAUUGUUGAUGCAAAAUGGAUCCACCCAUGUAUAUGGCUGUAUGGAAAAUGGGAAGAGGAAACCAAAGGAGGGAAGGUACCCUGCCAUGGAUACCCCCCAUCCCAAGAAUGCUAAGAGAAACCUCUUUAGUGAGUUUGCUGCCUGUGAGGAGCAGCCAAGUCCACCUGUGGAUUCAUGGGUCCUGAAAACCCUUGGAUUAAAAGACCUUGACACUAUUGAUGAUAGUGUACCAGCUAACUACAGUGCCUUGCUCUCUCAGACUGAAAGAAGCACAUUCACACAGUUUCCUAGUGAGGAGGCCAGCUAUAAACAUGGUGGCAUUGUGGGUCUGCCCAUUUCUUAUGGGAGUGGUCUGGUGGCACCCUUGAACAACAUGGGCAGCCAGAAGGAGGAGGACUUGGCCUUUUUUUCUGGUGUGCACAGCCAACCAGGUGCUUUACAAACCAUACCUAACCUUUCCCUCAACCCUUUCCCCCCUUUCACCUCACCUGGCUAUAACUCUGAUAUCUCACCCAACAAAACAGAUGUGGCCUUUUCCACUUCCCUGACCCCCCACUGCCAUGUGAAAACCCAUUCCUUCCAGCAGGGACAAGCUUUUGUACGGCGAGAUGAAGGAGGCUGGAAGUUUACCUGGGUUCCUAAACAAUCUUAGGAGACCCCCCUGCACCCCAACUGGUGAACACUGCCACAAGCCUGCUGUGUGUUUACAAAGAUCCUUCUGGCACUGGGCCCUCCCCUUUGGGCUUGGAAGUAAUAUCUAAAGCCUGAUCUCCUUUGCUCCUUCCCUAUCUCAGUCUUUGGGCUAUUCCUUUUGAGAACCCACACUGAAACUUAUCUGUUCCUCUUUCACAUGCUCCUUGGUUUGUUUACAUAGAGACACUUAUGGUCCAUUUCCUCCCUUAGACAUUGGACUUGAAAAGGUAUUUUCUUUCUAGUUGUCUAUAGGUUGAAAAUAUAAAUGCACUGCUCCCAUUAUAACCAGUUUGACUACUUCUCUCCUUUAGUUAAGCAGUUUGCACAUUUGUGGUUUUGACUUUUGUUCUGAGCCUUGUUUUCUCCCUAAGCUGGCUGUCAGAAGGUGUUCAAGUAUGUGGAAUGUAUUUUGAGGUCAUUCGUCUACCAUCACCCUCAGCCUAAGACCAACUCUGCUAGCCAAGAGCCCCAGAACAUGGGAAAGCCGUCUGCACAGAUGGUGUGCUAAGGCGACACUGUUGGCAUUUAGGGAGGCCUCUUUGUCUAAACAACCUAGACCAGUUUCUAUUCCAGCAGCCACACCAUGGACAGCAGCCACCCCAGCCUCCCAGCCACAAGAAAGGUGAUUAGAUUUGCAUCAGUUGGUCAGCUUCUUAGAGGAUUUGGGCAUUUUGCCUCUAAUCAGCAAUACUCAAGGGAGAGGGUUUGCAGGGGUGACUGAGCAUCCCUCUUCCCACACUGCCCAGUACAAGAUAAAACUAAACUCUCCGAUUCCCCUCCCAAGGAAAGCAUGAAGCUGACUACCUCAACAGCUUUUCCCUUUUGGUGCAAUUUAGUUUCAGACAUGCUGAGUUAGAGACAUGGAAAGUCUUUGAAUGCAGUGAAACACAGCCUUUUCCCUUUUAAUCUGAUAAAGUAUAAAUUUAUCUUGUGAAGUAAUCUGAAAGAUAAUGGCAGAGUCUCUUCAUCCUGACCAUCCCAAGUGGCUCACUUUCCAAGCUAGUUCAGCACAUCAUUUCACUCAGGCUUAGAGGCUGAAUGAUUAAAGAUCCAGAAAACAGAGUCUUUUAGGUUUCUAGUACAGAGUUAUGUACGGAUACUCUUUAAGUUAAAAAACCCUGGACCUGACGCUCCUCCCCCCUUCAACACAGACAAAAAUAUCACUCAUUUUCAAUGACUCCAAGCUUUCUCUCCUUCUGCCUCUUAAACCUACUUUCCAUAAAAGACCAGAUUUAGAGAGGAAAAGGAAUCUAAAUUCUGGAGCCUAAAUCUUGAUGGUUCAUUUAAUCAUCUUGCUUUCUGGUGGCUACUGACUUUCUCACCUGAGAAAUAUUUAGGGCAACAAAUGACCUCAUGACAAAUAUGCUAGGAAGGCCCUGAACUAUUAAGAGUUUAACAUUCCAAGAAUAAACUUCAUUCACUUUUCAAAUUCUCCUUCUAUUAGAUUGAGAGUUCUCAGAAAAUUUCAAGAUAAUCUAUAAUCUAUAUCAAUCCUUGCUUCAACCCAGGGAAAUCCCCAGCAUUCUUGCUUUUUCUUUUCUAUAAUUUUGAGAAAGAGGAACUCCUUAACAAAUAACUUUGCAAAAAUAAAUAAAUUGAGGGGGAGGAAGGGAGGAAACAGGGACAAGGGUCAGGGGCAUUCUUGUGAACCAUUGUGAUUUUUUAAAAAUCUUAAUGAUAAGUCAAAUAUUAAAUUCCUAGUGAAAAAUGAA
Molecule: messenger RNA, 2881 nt
Organism: Dromiciops gliroides (monito del monte)
Lineage: Eukaryota; Metazoa; Chordata; Mammalia; Microbiotheria; Microbiotheriidae
Gene: GMNC
Product: geminin coiled-coil domain containing
Exons: 4
Coding region: 1-1128 (375 amino acids)
Biological process (GO): negative regulation of cell cycle; negative regulation of DNA replication
Cellular component (GO): nucleus
Source: RefSeq, a predicted model, not a curated record